Antrostomus carolinensis (chuck-will's-widow) is the source of this 263-nucleotide messenger RNA. Its product is annotated as RING finger protein 121. The record is from RefSeq and is a predicted model, not a curated record. The annotation marks the transcript as partial. Lineage: Eukaryota; Metazoa; Chordata; Aves; Caprimulgiformes; Caprimulgidae. Gene Ontology annotation, cellular component: Golgi membrane; endoplasmic reticulum membrane. Gene Ontology annotation, biological process: ERAD pathway. The transcript is spliced from 2 exons. Gene Ontology annotation, molecular function: metal ion binding; ubiquitin protein ligase activity.
AUGGUGACCCUCUUCCAGAUGUGGGUAGUGCCUCUGUACUUCACCAUCAAACUCUACUGGUGGCGGUUCCUGGUAAUCUGGGUGCUCUUCUCAGCGGUCACAGCUUUUGUCACCUUCAGGGCAACUCGAAAACCUCUGGUUCAGACAACGCCCAGGCUGGUUUAUAAAUGGUUUCUGCUAAUAUACAAGAUGAGCUACGCCACCGGAAUCGUGGGGUACAUGGCUGUGAUGUUCACGCUCUUCGGUCUUAAUUUAUUAUUCAG